CCGCACUUUUACUUUCCCUCUCCCCCCCCUUUCACACUUUAUUCCCAGCCAUCCUCUUCCUCCUUCCUCCUCUCUCUCUCUCUCUCUCUCUCCAGUGUCGAAGACGAAAUAUGCCCUGCGCCCUUCCCCGAUCUACCUCACCUCGCCGAUUUUGACCGCUUUCACCAUCUUUCUAUCGCACAAUGGCCGUCGCCGUCGCCAACGGCCACGCCACCCCCUCCGCUGAUGCGGCCAAACAACGCCGCCAAAUCCACCACCACGCAGAUGUCGUGAUCGUAGGUGCUGGCAUCCUGGGCUGCGCUCUAGCCGUGACACUGGGGAGACAAGGCCGGAGUGUGCUACUCUUGGAGAGCUCGCUGAAGGAGCCCGAUCGCAUUGUGGGAGAGCUGCUACAACCGGGUGGUGUCCAGGCCCUUGAGCAGCUCGGACUCGCCGACUGUCUGGAGGACAUCGACGCAAUUCCCGUGGAGGGAUACUAUAUCACAUAUUUUGGCCAGCCCGUGGAGAUCCCAUACCCCAAGCCAUCCCCGACACAACCGCCCCCACAAGGCCGCUGCUUCCACCACGGCCGGUUCGUGAUGAAGCUCCGCGCGGCGGCGAUGGCGUGUCCCAACGUCACGGUGGUCGAGACCAAGGCUACGGACCUGAUUACAUGCUCGCACACCAAGCAGGUUCUUGGGGUCGAGUGCGUGACCAAGGACAUGAAGGACUGCUACUUCGGCCACCUCACCGUCGUGGCGGACGGCUAUGCCUCCAAGUUCCGCAAGCAACACCACACCCGCACCCCCGAGGUGCGGUCACGGUUCUGGGGGCUGGAGAUGAUCGACCCCGUCAUGCCCAAGCCGUACUACGGCCAUGUGCUCCUCAGCGACAACGCUCCAAUCCUCAUCUACCAGAUCGGCACCCAUGAGACCCGCAUCCUGAUCGACAUCCCCGAGAACCUCCCGUCGGCCUCGGUCAAGAACGGCGGCGUCAAGGCCCACAUGCGCAACGUUGUCCUGCCCUCGCUGCCGGAGUCCGUCCAGCCCGCGUUCAUCGCUGCGCUCGAGAAGGGCCAGCUGCGGUCCAUGCCCAACUCGUACCUUCCGAGUGCGCGCAAUCAGACCGCCGGUCUGGUCAUCCUGGGCGAUGCCCUCAACAUGCGCCAUCCCUUGACCGGAGGUGGUAUGACCGUCGCGUUCAACGAUGUCGUGGUGCUCCGCGGGCUGCUGAGUCCCGAGAAGGUGCCCAGCUUCAGCGACACCGACAAGGUCCUACGCCAGCUGUCGUCGUUCCACUGGCAACGCAAGAACGGCUCCUCCGUCAUCAACAUCCUCGCGAUGGCGCUCUACAGUCUUUUUGCUGCUAACGACGAGAACCUCCGCGCCCUCCAACGCGGCUGCUUCCGCUACUUCCAGCUCGGCAUGACCUCGGGCCCUGUGAGCCUGCUCGCCGGCCUGACCAAGAAACCCGCCGUGCUGUUCGGGCAUUUCUUCUCGGUGGCGUUCCUGUCUCUGUGGCUGCUGCUCGUCGAGUCCCCGCUGUACAAACUCCCGCUAGUGCUCUGGCAAUGUGUCAUGGUGUUCUGGACGGCGUGCGUGGUGAUUUUCCCCUACAUGCUUACUGAAGCCUUCUGUUAAUAUCUCUGUGAUUUGUUUACGACUUGUAUAAUAAUUCUGCUUUUGUGGGCUUCGAUACCUUCUCUCUCUUACAUAUGGUUUGCGAUUGGUGGACGGGUGGUAUAUACGAUACUUUAAUCUUUCUUGCUUGUUUGGUCAGUCCUUGCAUGAUGGGAACAGACAGCAUGUGCAUAAUAGAUGUGGUCACGCUUUACUUGUCUUGUUUGUUUGGGGUAUAUAGCACCGACAUUACGUAUACAUAGGUGAUAUAAAUGAUGUAGAUCGAACGGG
Messenger RNA from Aspergillus homomorphus CBS 101889, 1889 nucleotides. It is a transcript of the gene erg1, whose product is annotated as squalene monooxygenase erg1. Gene Ontology annotation, cellular component: membrane; endoplasmic reticulum. Gene Ontology annotation, biological process: ergosterol biosynthetic process. Gene Ontology annotation, molecular function: squalene monooxygenase activity; flavin adenine dinucleotide binding. Bases 183 to 1619 code for a protein of 478 amino acids. The transcript is spliced from 2 exons. Lineage: Eukaryota; Fungi; Ascomycota; Eurotiomycetes; Eurotiales; Aspergillaceae. The record is from RefSeq and is a predicted model, not a curated record.